Molecule: messenger RNA, 1644 nt
Organism: Symbiodinium natans
Lineage: Eukaryota; Dinophyceae; Suessiales; Symbiodiniaceae
Source: the annotation of a GenBank genome assembly
AUGCUUCUUGCCGGACAAAGGUAUAGCCGCAGUGCUCAAGAAGCGCAGCAUCCCCCCCAGAGGCUUCAAGCAAACAUGGCGGAGACAGCGGCUCCAUCGCCGGCUGAGAGCAGGGAGAAGCUCCCGUGCUCUUGGCGAUACGUCUCCGUGUGCAUUCUGCUCCCCGCCCUGGGCGGUGGAUUGAAUGGCUUCAUCUAUUCAGGCUACUCGCUCUACUUCCGGGAGAUGGGGUGGGACCUCGGGAUUGCAGGGAUCUGCCUCAGUUUGGGGGCUCUCGGAAGAAUCUUCUUCCAACAGUUGCAGAUGCGUCUUGGACUUUGGACAGCAGCACCCAUGGCAGCCACGCAUGUCACUUUGGCGAUCCUGGUCACCAUCUUCCCUGACAAGCUCUGGGCCGUGCUGGGGCAGUUGCUUGCCAUCCUCUUCUUCGACACCACCGUGACCGUUGAGGUGAUUUGCUUUGAGGUCUUCGCUGGCUCAGAGAACCUCGCGCGGCAGGCAGCGGGCACGUUGCUUGCCAGCUUCACUGUGGGCUACGCGGGCUCGGCCACCUAUGGCGGGAUCAUCUACGAUCUGUGGCGCUGGACCGGCAUGUCCUGGUUUCACACCAUUGCAUCCUCAGUGAACUUGCUCCUCAUCUUGACCAUGCCACCAGUGAGGAACUCGUGGAGAACUCUGCGAGCAAAGGGUGCAGCAGCCAGCUCUCAAGAAGCGAGAGAAACCAGGAAGCGUGCGGACUCCGCCCAAAGCGACGACUCCUCCCGGUCUCAAGCCAUCGCAGCUACGGAUGUGAAUGUGGAUGUGCUGAACUGGCCCGUAGCAUCAGAAACGGGAGUGCCAACCAACCACGCAGAAGAGGACCCGGAAAAAGCGAAGGUCCAGCUGGAGAAGCCGGCUUCCUCCCAGACCACGUCGAGCACAAGGAGCGGCAGAAUCCCGGUCGAGGCGAUCAUGCCGGCCAUCAUGAUUUGCAUGAACGGGUUCGCAAACCAUUUUUCUUACCACACAGUAUGGGUGACGUAUGCGAUCUUCUUCAAGGAGCAUCACGGUUGGAACGAGGCGACCUGGGCAGGCCUUGCGCAGACGAGUGGCGACAUCCUUGCAGCGCUGGCCAUCUCGCUGUACUUGAAGCGUAAGGUGGUUGACCUGAAAGAGACCCGGGGCAUGCGUUGGCUUUGGUAUGCUACAACAGGCCAGCCCUACAACGUGAGCUGCUGGAUGGUGAUCUGGGUUUUCUUGAAUCUGGCCAUCGCCAGCCCGCUUCUUCCGAUCUCCGUCGUGGCGCAGGUGCUCAUGGGAACGGCCUACACGUAUACCAUCAAAGCCAACACCGACCUGAACGUCUUCUACUCUUUGGGCUCUACAGAGACCUUCAUAGCGAUGCAGACCGCCACUCGCAAUGCAGACUCACUUGGCACCUUUCUGGCCGGCCUUGUGGCUACACAGCUGUAUGAGGUCGUUGAUCCCUGCGCGCCCUUCUAUGCUUCCGCGCUGGUGGUCUUUGUGACCCUGCUGCUGUUCACGGUGUGUUUCUGCCGUCGCCUCGGCUUUGGGAAGAACAUCGAUGCAGCAGAGGAGGCUCGGUGCAAGCGCCUUCAGAUCAGGCGCUCCAAUUCCUGGGGAUCCCGUUCGACGUCCUUCUGA